AUGUGGGGCAAGUUAAUCUUCUGUGUCCUUCUGGCCUUCAGCUGCAAACAGACGGUAGCCAAAGUCGAGUCGGGCCAUGAUGAGAAACUACACAGCUCAGCCAGCGAGCUCGACGACAAAACGAAACACUAUCGCAAGCAUCUGGGUCUGAAAAUUCGAGAGCAAGAGGAGGUCGUCGACGAGUUCAAGAAAUGGGACAAGCCGAAACGCCUGGAAAUGAUAGAUAUUACGGCAAAGACGAUUUCGGGUGUGAUGGCACAAGCGAGAACUGUUGUCGACAAAGCUGAUUCGAAGGUGCUGCGCGAAGGGAAUUGGCUUGCAGAUGAUGAACUGAAGGUGUCGGUCAGCUUGGUUGUAGAAAACCUUGUCCUCCUUCUUGACAUUGGCUGUCGAUUCCCGGAAGCAACCCGUGGGUCCAUCGCUAAAAUGACUGGUUUCGAUAAGGAGAUCCUCUGGGCUGUGGAGCUCGCUCGCGCUCUCAAGGUUCUCGACGAGGUGCAACAGCAAAAGAUUUCCGUCUUCAGUGCAGCAAUGUCAUACGGUACUGAGAUGGAGGAUGUCGAAAACCAAUGGUACGAAGAAGACCUGCGAGCCGUCGAGAUUGACUUUGGAGGCGCGGAGGAGAUCCAGAUUAUUGCCACCAAAAACAAGGAAAAGCUGCCCGACCACAACAAGAACAAGAAGGGCCCGAAGAUCGUCCGUCCUGAGCUC
Mesorhabditis spiculigera is the source of this 711-nucleotide messenger RNA. NCBI's taxonomy places the organism in Eukaryota, Metazoa, Nematoda, Chromadorea, Rhabditida, Rhabditidae. The record is from the annotation of a GenBank genome assembly.